AUGAUUAGACAGACCACGAACACCAUCCGUGAUAGCCUUAGCAAGCGCCCGGCCUGCCUACCGGAUAUGCUAUGGCAGAUACUGCGUGCCCACUGCCCCAUCCGGACUGUCGAAGAGGAGCAGCAAAAACAGUUCAAAGAUACAAAGCCCUACAUCGUUCCGGACACUACAUUCGCGAGAACCGUUAACCGAGCACUACAAGCCUGCUUCGCUCUGCUAAAGUUCACCGAUCAUAUUCAGGUAGUCUACAUCCGAGGCUCAACCGGCAAAGUCGACGUUUACUUUAACAAGGGACAGGGUACGCUAAAGAUACACUACCGAUAG
Penicillium cataractarum is the source of this 324-nucleotide messenger RNA. RefSeq lists its product as uncharacterized. The record is from RefSeq and is a predicted model, not a curated record. Lineage: Eukaryota; Fungi; Ascomycota; Eurotiomycetes; Eurotiales; Aspergillaceae. Bases 1 to 324 code for a protein of 107 amino acids. The transcript has 2 exons.